AUGAGUUUAGCUGCAUAUGCGUAUGAAGCUGACAGAGCUAAACGUUUAUAUUUUGGUCAAUACUCUCUCACACUUACUGACAAAUAUAUUGUUAUCAGUGAUGGAAAUACCGAGAAAUACAUAACAUGGAAGGACUAUGAAAAGUUUGACCCUAUUUUAACUCCAUGUACAAUGCCAUUCAUUGUAAAUGGUGAAGUUGUCAUGAAGAACGACACAACAGUAUAUAAGUCUGUAUAUGAAGCAUUAGAAUAUAUGUUGAAUUAUAAUCCCGAAAGAUUUGACCCAAGCACUACACCAUGUGCAAUGCCUUUUAUUAAGGACGGUGAAAUCGUAAGAGUUCCGGAUUCAACGGUUUAUACUGCUGUUCAAAACAGUUUACAAAACAUUUUAGCGAAUAUCUUUAAUUCAGAAACUACAGAAAUAAAAUUACCAUAUAUAACAGAUGCUAAAGAAAUUAAAUCAAAAACGACAACAUUAUUUACGUCACUUAAUGAUUUAAUGACUUAUAUCAUUAAUAUUCCUGCACCAACUACAGCAUUUGAUCCAAACUCGACGGUUUGCAGUGUACCUUUCAUAAAGUCGCAAAGCGACCAGGGCGAAGCCCAUGACAGUUCAUUAAUUACUUUAAGGGAUUCAACAGUUAAUGAAUCAUUAAAGGCGUCAUUAAUGAAAAUCAUUGAUUUUAACUCAUUCACGAAUACAUAUAAUUCAUUCAUUAAUGUUUCAUAUGCUUCUAAAGAAGGUGAGCCAAAAACUAUCGAUAAAGCGGUGUAUGAAAUAAAAGCAUCAACGACGAAAUUGAAUUCGUUAACUUUUGACGGUGAUAGUUUCGUUAAUGACAUAACAUCGGGGAAAAC
Trichomonas vaginalis G3 is the source of this 857-nucleotide messenger RNA. Its product is annotated as organellar and viral DNA polymerase type B. The transcript has a single exon. Lineage: Eukaryota; Parabasalia; Trichomonadida; Trichomonadidae. The record is from RefSeq and is a predicted model, not a curated record. The annotation marks the transcript as partial.